UAAAGGUUGUGGAGAGAACACGUACUGCAACGAUGCUGUGUGCAGCUAGUGGCUUUCCUGACCCAGAGAUCUACUGGUUCAAAGACUUUCUUCCUGUGGACAUCGGCAGCAGCAAUGGGCGCAUAAAACAGCUGCGUUCAGGUGGUACACCAAUCAGAGGAGCACUUCAGAUUGAGAACAGCGAGGAGUCAGACCAGGGCAAGUACGAGUGUGUGGCAGUCAACGGUGCCGGGACUCGCUACUCGGCUCCGGCUAACCUGUAUGUUCGAGAUCAACGGGAAGUUCGUCGUGUGCCUCCCCGUUUCUCCAUCCCCCCCACAAAUCAUGAGGUGAUGCCUGGCGGCAGUGUCAACCUGACCUGCGUGGCUGUCGGCGCUCCCAUGCCUUAUAUCAAGUGGAUGACUGGUGAGGCGGAGCUGACCCGAGAGGAGGAGAUGCCCAUCGGCCGCAAUGUCCUGGAGCUUACCAACAUCCGCCAGUCUGCCAACUACACCUGCAUGGCCAUAUCCUCCCUAGGCAUGAUCGAGACCACGGCACAGAUCACUGUCAAAGCACUGCCUAAGCCACCCACCUCCCUCAUUGUGACAGAAACCACAGCAACCAGUGUCACCCUGACCUGGGACUCUGGCAACCCAGAACCUGUGUCCUACUAUGUGAUCCAGUACCGUGCCAAACUGUCUGACAACGGUUUCCAGGAAGUAGAUGGAGUAGCCACCACCCGAUACAGCAUAGGCGGACUCAGCCCCUUUUCCGAAUACGAGUUUCGUGUCAUGGCUGUCAACAACAUUGGCCGGGGCCCCCCAAGUGGUAUUGUGGACACCCGUACAAGUGAGCAAGCACCCUCAUCACCUCCUCUUCACGUCCAGGCACGCAUGCUGAGUUCCAGCACCAUGCUUGUCCAGUGGGAACCUCCAGAGGAGCCCAACGGCCAAAUCCGGGGCUACAGGGUCUACUACAGCUCUGCGUAUGAUUCCCCACUCAACAAAUGGCAGAAACACAACACAGAUGACAGCCAGCUCACCACCAUCUCUGGUCUUACCACAGACAUCACCUACAGCCUGAGAGUGCUGGGCUUCACCUCAGUGGGAGACGGGCCUCCCUCUGAUGUUCUCCAGAUCAAGACCCAGCAAGGAGUUCCAGCUCAACUAUCUGGUUUUGAGGCAGAGGCUGAGCUGGAUUCACGCAUCAUGCUAUCAUGGCUCUGGCCUGUCCAAGAUCCUAUCAUCAGCUUUGAACUGCUCUACUGGGAGGUGAACAAUCCCACAGACAAGCAUCGUGUCACUUUCAACCCUGCAGGCUCCUAUGCAGUUGAUGGUCUCAAGUCAGAUACACUCUACAUGUUUUCCCUGGCAGCACGAUCUGAGAUGGGUUUAGGAGUCUUUACUCAGGCUAUUGAGGGCAGGACUGCCCAAUCCUUGCCUGGAGCUCCUCCCAGGAAGGUGGAGGUGGAUGCCCUCAACUCCACUGCCCUCAGGGUGACCUGGAAGUCUCCCUUGUCUGUGAAGCAGCAUGGCCAGAUCAGAGGCUACCAGCUGGUCUACUCCAGGUUAGAGAAUGGGGACCCUCAUGGCCAGCCGAUCAUCAUGGAUGUUUCUCAUCCUGAAGCCCAGGAGGCCAUUAUAACAGGUCUGCUCCCAGAGACUACCUACUCUUUGACUGUGGCUGCAUAUACUACCAAAGGUGAUGGAGCUCGCAGCAAGGCCAAGAUGGUCACCACCACAGGGGCAGUGCCUGGUAAGCCCACUAUGAUGAUCAGCACCACCAUAGGGAACACUGCCCUUAUCCAGUGGCAGCCACCUAAGGAGAUGGUGGGGGAGCAUGUUGGGUACCAGCUGCAAUACAAGAGAGCAGAGGAGGAAGCUUUCACUAUCAAAGACUUCAGAAAGAUAGAUGAUCAUUUCACAGUUACAGGCCUCCACAGAGGAGGGACCUACAUCUUCAAACUGUGUGCCAAAAACCGAGCAGGCAAUGGGGAGGAAUAUAUGAAGGAGAUCAGCAUCCCUGAAGAUAUUCCCAGCAGCUACCCCCAGAAUCUGAGUGUGGUAGGCCUGACUGCCACCUCCACCCAGCUGGCCUGGGACCCCCCUCUUCUGGCUGAGAGGAAUGGAAAGAUUGUGAAGUACAUGGUGGUGUAUCGGGAUAUCAAUAGCCAGCACAACAACACAAACCAUACCACAGGAACACAGAUGACCAUCCAAGGUUUACAGCCUGACAUAACCUACGACAUCAGAGUCCAAGCCUUCACCAGUAAGGGGGGGGGUCCCAUCAGCCCCAGCAUCCAGAUCAGGACCAUGUCCACCUCUAUGCCAGACCUUCCCCCAGUGUUCACCAAGAACUUUGGUGUGAAGGCUGUGAUGAAAACCUCAGUCCUGCUGACCUGGGAAGUGCCAGAAACCUACAAAUCUCAAGUGCCUCUUAAGAUCCUGUACAACCAGCAGAGUGUGGAGGUUCAAGGCAACCUGAAGAGGAAGCUAAUCACACAACUGCAACCAGAUACUGAUUAUUCUUUUGUGCUGAUGAGCCGGGGGAACAGUGCUGGCGGCCUCCAGCAGCAGGUUUCCAUUCGAACAGCUCCAGACCUGCUGAAGAUGAAACCUGUUUGAUACCAACACGAUGAGGAGGGUGGUAAAGUGACCAUCAGUCUGC
Molecule: messenger RNA, 2646 nt
Organism: Seriola dumerili (greater amberjack)
Lineage: Eukaryota; Metazoa; Chordata; Actinopteri; Carangiformes; Carangidae
Product: receptor-type tyrosine-protein phosphatase F-like
Exons: 13
Coding region: 33-2603 (856 amino acids)
Biological process (GO): cell-cell adhesion
Molecular function (GO): protein binding
Source: RefSeq, a predicted model, not a curated record